AACCUAACCGGGCAUUUUGUACUGUACUCUAGACACGUCCAACAAGGACCAACAAAAUUCUGCCCAGCAAUACCAGAGUGAUUGUUGGAGAGAGAGAUGGCAUCAGGUUGGGGGAUAACAGGCAACAAAGGAAGGUGCUACGAUUUUUGGAUCGACUUUAGCGAGUGUAUGUCGCGUUGCAGGGAGCCCAAAGACUGCGUUCUUCUCCGAGAAGACUAUCUCGAAUGCCUCCACCACUCCAAAGAGUUUCAACGAAGGAAUCGAGUUUACAAGGAGGAACAGCGCCAACUGAGAGCUGCUGCACGGAAGACCAAGGAAGGCGGAGAUGCUGGAGGAAAAACUCAUUGACGGAGUCAAUUGAUCUUGUCUUGAACUCUUGAGAAUAAAGAACACAUUUAUUUGGCUGUAUUCAGUUUGUUCUGGCAUGUUAAGUUUUUGUACACGACCCUGUUUUUGCAUCUUUUCCCGAAUGAGUUCCGUUGUUUUGUGCAAAAUGGCAGAGCCAAAUGAUUUUUCCUUGCAUUGGACAGAAUUAUUAUUUACUGUCAUUGACAGGGUUUUGAUUA
Cornus florida is the source of this 566-nucleotide messenger RNA. RefSeq names its product NADH dehydrogenase [ubiquinone] iron-sulfur protein 5-B. The transcript is spliced from 2 exons. The record is from RefSeq and is a predicted model, not a curated record. NCBI's taxonomy places the organism in Eukaryota, Viridiplantae, Streptophyta, Magnoliopsida, Cornales, Cornaceae. Gene Ontology annotation, biological process: mitochondrial respiratory chain complex I assembly. The coding region runs from base 97 to 348 and encodes 83 amino acids.